Parastagonospora nodorum SN15 is the source of this 396-nucleotide messenger RNA. RefSeq lists its product as hypothetical. The transcript has a single exon. The record is from RefSeq and is a predicted model, not a curated record. NCBI's taxonomy places the organism in Eukaryota, Fungi, Ascomycota, Dothideomycetes, Pleosporales, Phaeosphaeriaceae. Bases 1 to 396 code for a protein of 131 amino acids.
AUGAUCCCCACAUAUGAGCUGCGAGAGGGAGACGCUGUGAAGAAUGCGAUCCAGCGCAUCAUAGUCCCGCUUGAACACGUCAACAAAAACGCCCCAGAUGUCGCUAUGGAAUGCAUGGAUCUUUUCCUGACCUUCCAUGCAUCUUUCGCGCAUAAAAACAUGCGAUUGCUCGCCGCUACUGCAAUUGGACUUUGCUUGCGUCAAGGAGGCGAUGUCUAUAUAUUGUCAUCUCUACUAGAGAAGCUCGAGGCGCCUACAAUUCCCAAUGUCGACGAAGUCUUUGACCUGGUAGCCGGUAGCGUUUGGAGCUGCCCUGGCGUAUUGAUGAUCCUUGAUGUCAAGAAGCCUCUGCCGUCUUACAUGCACAAAGCUCUCACGAGAUCGAACUUGGUCUGA